AUGCCAACGUUUGAAAAUAAUCUAUUAAGCCCGACAGAUCAGCUGUCUGUUAAUCAGCAGCUUGCGAGUAGCUAUUAUAUAAAUUUCUUCAAGAAUCUGAAGAGUUUAUAUGAUGACGAAAAGUUCUUCGAUGUAGAAUUGCAUUGUGAGAGCAAUGGAAAUGAAGAGAAUGUAAUUAAGGCACACAGAGUGAUUUUAUCAGCGAGUAGUAGCUACUUUGAGGCAAUGUUUGGAAAUGAUUUUAAUGAGAAUAAGAAUAAAAUUGUAAAAUUUCACUCGAUUAGUUAUAAUAUAUUAAAAGCACUUGUAUCAUUCAUCUACACGGGAAAGAUUGAGAUAAAUCAAGUGAAUGUUCAAGAGCUCUUAGCUGCUGCGGAUAUGCUUCAGUUAAAUGAAGUCGUCGAAGGAUGUUCAAUGUAUUUAUGUCGAGAAUUACAUGCAUCAAAUGCACUAGGAAUAUUGAGAUUCGCUGAGGCACACAGCUGUAAAGAGUUAGCAGACAGUGCCAAUUCCUUCAUUAAUUCACACUUUCCAGAAGUUGCUGAACAAGAAGAAAUUCUCGAAAUUUCAUCACAAAUGUUUUCUCGUGUAAUAUCAUCCGAAAUGAUAAGAGUCGAUAGUGAAUUUCAAGUCUUCUCAGCCGCUAUGCGAUGGAUAAAGCAUGAAGUCAGCAAUCGAAAACGUUUUGUUUUUGACAUUUUGUCAAACGUACGCUUAUCACUAGUUCCAUUAACAUUGAUUGAGAAUGAAAUUCAAAAAUGCCGAGACAUUUCACUUCAAAUCGCACUGAGAAGUGUUUUAAAAGAUUUGACACUCAGGCGAGGACAGUUGGUUCCAAUUAAUGCCAAUCCUCGUUUUGGAGCGAAAAAAUCUAUUUACGUGAUAGGUGGAAGUAAACGAGAAUCAACCAGUGGAUGGACUAAUGAUUGUAUAUUUGAUAGUGUCAUUAAGUACGAUAUAUUUAGACGAGAAUGGGUUGAUGUAGCACCAAUGGCUGUAGGACGAAUUCUGCCUGGCACAACUGUUUUAAAUUCUAAAAUCUACGUUGUAGGCGGUGAACGUGGAUCUCAAAUAUUUGCAAAUGGCGAGGUUUACGAUCCGAUUUUAAAUACAUGGGAAAAUUUGCCAGCUAUGAUGACACCGAGAUGCGAAUUUGGAUUAUGUGCUUUAGGUCUCACAUUGUUUGCUAUCGGUGGAUGGAUAGGUGAGGACAUUGGCGAUUCAAUUGAAAGCUAUGAUCCAAUAAGCAAGAAAUGGCAAAUCGUCGAUAAACUUCCAGAACCACGAUUCAGCAUGGGAGUCGUCUCAUUUGAAGGAUUAAUCUACAUUGUUGGAGGUUGUACGCAAAGCUCUCGCCAUCUUCCCGAUUUAAUUAGUUAUAAUCCUGUUACCAAAGAGUUUACACAUUUAUCAAAAAUGCAAACGGCGAGAUGCCAAAUGGGUGUUUCGAUAUUGGGAAGGCACUUGUAUGUAGUUGGUGGAAAUUCUAGUCACCAAGAAGUCUUACAAACUGUUGAACGAUAUUCUUUUGAUGACGAUAAAUGGACGACUGUCUCUCCGAUGACAUAUCCAAGAGCUUCACCAGCUGUCACUAGUGCUGAUGGGUUUCUUUAUGUUGCAGGCGGUGAUCAGACAUGUGAAGUGAACUUCUAUCGAGCGCAGAUCACGAUAAAUUCAUUUGAAUGCUACAAUCCACUUUCGGAUACAUGGAAGCUAUGUAACGCGUUGCCAACAAGUCGAAGUGAAGCUGGUGCUGUUGUGAUUUAA
This is a messenger RNA of Chironomus riparius, 1767 nucleotides long. The record is from the annotation of a GenBank genome assembly. Lineage: Eukaryota; Metazoa; Arthropoda; Insecta; Diptera; Chironomidae.